This is a messenger RNA of Felis catus (domestic cat), 8356 nucleotides long. RefSeq names its product tetratricopeptide repeat, ankyrin repeat and coiled-coil containing 1 (gene TANC1). Gene Ontology annotation, molecular function: protein binding. Gene Ontology annotation, cellular component: glutamatergic synapse. NCBI's taxonomy places the organism in Eukaryota, Metazoa, Chordata, Mammalia, Carnivora, Felidae. Gene Ontology annotation, biological process: regulation of postsynapse organization. The coding region runs from base 1607 to 6706 and encodes 1699 amino acids. The transcript has 23 exons. The record is from RefSeq and is a predicted model, not a curated record.
GAAAUCUUUAGUAGAGAUAUUUUAUAUAUUUCUUUUUUCCUAGAUCUGGAAACAUGUCUAACAGACAUUACAAAUGAUAGCAUUUCAUAAAUGUAUCAAGAGUUCUUUAUUUUUUUUUAAUCAGUUUGGGAAUUUACCUGUUUGUUCUUUUCUGGGGGUAGCAGAGGCUCCCCAAGUCACAACUCUGUGGGCUUUAAUUUGAAUGUUUUGAACUUGUAUCUCAUUUUCCUGCAGAAACUUGUGGUUAGGAAUCCUGGCCCGUCUGGAGAAGCCCAUUCUAUCUUCAAUGUCAAUACUUUAUCAUACAAUGUCAUACAACAUCAAUAGUUUGUGUAGUAAUGCUGAAAGAGAAAACUCCCCCAUAUUUCUACUAUGGGACAUCUGGCAUUUUCCUUGCCCCAGUUGUGGGUAGUCAGGAAUAUAGCUCUUUGAAGUUGUAACUGCUGUGUGUGCAUUUUGUGUUUCUGCUGAUACAUAGUAUGGAGUGGUUCAGAGGAGGAUAUGCUAGGAAAAUGGAAUAGGAUGGUGGUGAAAAUAAACCUAAAAAUGAGCUAAGAGGAGGAAUUGGCAGAAGAUAAAAAUAAGAAGAGUUUAGGAUGGGUGGGAGAUGAGACAGGGCCAGGAGCUGGGCAUUCUGGGCAGGGAAGAGAUACUGCUGCCUGUGUGUUAGCAUGAGAAAUUUUACCCUUUCCCUUCUGUCCAGACAUCUAGCUGUUUGGUUUGGGUAAGAGGUUUACACUAAGACUUGUGCUGAGGAGGGACAAGGGUGCCACGGGAGUGGUGGUAAAGAGGGGAGAGUCCCCAGUGGUGUGUGGUUAGGAUGGCCAUCCUACAGACAUGAAGACUCUCUUGGUGGUGAAUUCACGUGUGCAGGGUGUCUACUUUUAGAUCUGUUCUGUCAUUUCUGUUCGGGGGUUGAAAGGAAAAUAAAAACCUGAUCCUUUGAAGUGAAUAUCAAUAAUCAAAUUUGCCAAGCUGUUUGCCCAUUUCAAAAUAAGCCUCCCGUUACCCUCAUCACCACCCUCCAGAGCCUUUGAAGUUCUGGUUAUUUAUGCCCUUGGUGUUUUGGCUGGCCAAACACGGCCAUGAUGUUACCUUUCUCUCCCUGGUGGGGAAUAUCGCGGAGGUCCUGUUCUGUUGAGAGUUUAGGACUCCUUCUGGGACACGAAUGGAGGGGAAAUUUAAGAAUUGUAUUGGACAAAGAAAAGAUGUUAUAAAUAGCUCCCAUUGUCAACUUUUCUCCUCUUGCCCAAGGCAGAAUUGGCUGUCAUUCUUGGGGGGAGGAGGCAUUCUCGUGCCUGGCUGCCAGGUGAGCUAAUUCAAGCGUAAAGAUUGAUAUUGCUCCCGCAGCCUGCAUUUUGCAUGUGCCCUCACUGCUGAGACCCUAGCUCUCAGAUUCAGUAUCGUCAGUCUCCUAGUGGGCUGAAGUUUUGACAUACCAAGUGGCUGUGAACAUGGACCAGAAGUUUUGUCUACAGAAGCAAAGGCCGAUAAUGAACCGAGCUGUUCGCCGGCAGCUCAAGAACUGUUGACAAGGCUGGGAUUUUUACUGGGAGAAGGGAUCCCAAGUGCCACACACAUAACCAUUGAAGAAAAAAAUGAAACCAUGUGCACAGCUCUAAGCCAAGGCAUCAGUCCUUGCUCCACACUAACAAGCAGCACCGCAUCUCCUAGCACCGAUAGCCCCUGCUCAACCUUGAAUAGCUGUGUCAGCAAGACUGCAGCCAACAAAAGUCCCUGUGAGACCAUUAGCAGCCCUAGUUCCACCCUGGAAAGCAAGGACAGUGGAAUUAUAGCCACAAUUACAAGUUCAUCCGAAAAUGAUGACCGGAGUGGCUCCAGUUUGGAAUGGAAUAAGGACGGAAGCCUAAGGUUAGGGGUACAGAAAGGAGUGCUUCAUGAUCGCAGGGCAGAUAAUUGCUCCCCAGUGGCAGAAGAGGAGCCCCCUGGGUCAGCGGAGAGCGUGCUGCCCAAAACUGAAGCCUCAGUUGGAGAUGGUCCAGUCCCUUAUUCUCAGAGCUCCAGCUCGCUAGUAAUGCCACGGCCCAACUCAGUUGCAGCAACAAGCUCAACCAAGUUGGAGGAUCUGAGUUAUUUAGACGGGCAGAGAAAUGCCCCUCUUCGAACGUCAAUUAGAUUGCCGUGGCACAAUACAGCCGGAGGUAGGGCACAGGAAGUUAAAGCACGAUUUGCUCCCUACAAGCCACAGGACAUUUUGUUGAAACCCCUGUUGUUUGAAGUACCAAGCAUAACAACGGACUCUGUGUUUGUGGGAAGGGAUUGGCUGUUUCACCAGAUAGAAGAAAACUUGAGGAACACAGAACUGACAGAAAAUAGAGGAGCCGUGGUGGUUGGAAACGUGGGCUUUGGGAAGACCGCAAUCAUUUCUAAGUUGGUGGCACUUAGCUGCCACGGAAGCCGCAUGAGGCAGAUUGCUUCCAGCAGCCCCAGUUCACCACCAAAAACUUCGGAUUCCUCCCAGGAUCUUCCUUUCACUCCGUUGCUUUCACCGAGCUCUUCUGCAGUUGUUACCAACAUGGCCAAAACACCCCCUGGGUCUGGGUCUGAUACUCCUGAGAACCAGAGACCAAGAGAGGAUGCAGUGAAAUACCUCGCUUCUAAGGUCGUGGCCUACCACUACUGCCAAGCUGACAACACGUACACGUGCCUGGUGCCCGAGUUCGUGCACAGCAUUGCAGCUCUGCUGUGCCGGUCCCACCAGCUGGCCGCCUACAGGGACCUACUGAUCAGGGAGCCCCAGCUACAGAGCAUGCUGAGCCUCCGGUCCUGCGUGCAGGACCCAGUGGCCGCCUUCAGGAGAGGAGUGCUGGAACCGCUCACAAGCCUGAGAAAUGAGCAGAAAAUUCCUGAAGAAGAAUAUAUUAUUUUGAUAGAUGGCUUAAAUGAAGCGGAGUUUCAUAAGCCUGAUUAUGGAGAUACGCUUUCUUCAUUUAUUACCAAAAUUAUUUCUAAGUUUCCUGCCUGGUUGAAGCUGAUUGUGACUGUAAGAGCAAAUUUUCAGGAAAUUGUGAGCACGCUGCCAUUCGUCAAGCUUUCCUUAGAUGACUUUCCGGACAACAAAGACAUUCACAGUGACCUGCAUGCCUACGUCCAGCACAGGGUCCACAGCAGCCAGGACAUCCUCAGCAACAUCUCCCUGAACGGCAAGGCCGACGCCGCCCUUAUUGGGAAAGUGAGCAGCCACCUGGUGCUGCGGAGCCUCGGCUCCUACCUGUACCUCAAACUCACCUUGGACCUCUUCCAGAGGGGACAUUUGGUCAUCAAAAGUGCCAGCUACAAGGUGGUCCCUGUGUCUCUGUCUGAGCUCUAUCUGCUGCAGUGCAACAUGAAGUUCAUGACCCAGUCCGCCUUCGAGAGAGCACUUCCGAUUCUAAAUGUGGCCCUCGCAUCCCUCCACCCCAUGACGGAUGAGCAGAUCUUUCAGGCCAUUAACGCGGGCCACGUACAAGGGGAGCAGGGAUGGGAGGACUUCCAGCAGAGGAUGGAUGCUCUCUCCUGCUUCCUCAUUAAGAGGCGAGACAAAACCCGCAUGUUCUGCCACCCGUCCUUCCGGGAGUGGCUCGUUUGGAGAGCAGAUGGUGAAAACACGGCCUUCCUAUGCGAGCCCAGGAAUGGGCACGCUCUCCUGGCAUUCAUGUUCUCUCGACAAGAGGGCAAGCUGAAUCGCCAGCAAACCAUGGAGCUUGGCCAUCACAUCCUGAAGGCACACAUUUUCAAGGGCCUCAGUAAGAAGACAGGAAUCUCCUCAAGCCACCUCCAAGCCCUGUGGAUCGGGUACAGCACCGAGGGCCUCUCUGCCGCCCUCGCCUCUCUCAGGAAUCUCUACACCCCCAAUGUGAAGGUCAGCCGUCUCCUGAUUUUGGGAGGGGCCAACGUGAACUACAGAACAGAAGUGUUAAAUAAUGCCCCAAUCCUGUGCGUCCAGUCUCACCUUGGCCAUGAGGAAGUGGUCACUCUGCUCCUGGAAUUUGGCGCCUGCCUGGAGGGAAUGUCAGAGAAUGGCAUGACCGCCCUCUGCUAUGCUGCAGCUGCUGGCCAUAUGAAGCUGGUCUGUCUGCUGGCCAAGAAGGGGGCGAGGGUGGACCACUUGGAUAAGAAAGGCCAGUGCGCACUGGUGCACAGCGCACUGAGGGGCCAUGGUGACAUUCUAAGGUACCUGCUGACCUGUGAGUGGUCGGCAGGCCCUCCCCAGCCAGGUGCACUGAGGAAGAGCCAAGCCCUGCAGCAGGCGCUGACAGCAGCCGCCAGCAUGGGCCACAGCUCGGUGGUCCAGUGCUUGCUGGGACUGGAGAAGGAACAUGAGGUAGACGUCAAUGGCACCGACACGCUGUGGGGAGAAACAGCCCUGACUGCUGCUGCUGGAAGAGGGAAGCUGGAGGUGUGCGAGCUGCUGCUGGAGCACGGAGCUGCUGUGUCUCAGACUAACAGGAGAGGAGUCCCACCUUUGUUUUGUGCAGCACGCCAGGGGCAUUGGCAGAUCGUUAGAUUACUUUUGGACCGUGGCUGUGAUGUGAGCCUAAGUGACAAGCAGGGCCGGACGCCCCUCAUGGUGGCUGCUUGUGAAGGACACUUGAGCACCGUGGAAUUUCUCCUUUCAAAAGGUGCUGCCCUUUCUUCUCUGGACAAAGAGGGACUGUCAGCAUUAAGCUGGGCUUGUCUGAAGGGUCACAGGGCAGUGGUCCAGUUUCUGGUUGAGGAAGGAGCCGAGAUAGACCAGACGGACAAGAAUGGCCGCACUCCCUUGGACCUGGCCGCCUUCUACGGUGACGCAGAGACCGUACUGUAUCUGGUUGAGAAGGGAGCCGUGAUUGAGCACGUGGACCACAGCGGCAUGCGCCCCUUGGAUAGAGCCAUUGGUUGUCGAAAUACAUCUGUAGUGGUUACACUGCUGAGAAAAGGAGCCAAAUUAGGAAAUGCUGCCUGGGCGAUGGCUACUUCCAAACCUGAUAUUUUGAUUAUACUUUUACAGAAAUUGAUGGAGGAAGGAAACGUGAUGUACAAAAAAGGGAAGAUGAAAGAGGCAGCCCAGAGGUACCAGUAUGCCUUAAGGAAGUUUCCGCGGGAAGGAUUUGGAGAGGACAUGAGACCAUUCAAUGAGCUAAGAGUUUCCCUCUAUCUCAAUUUGUCUCGCUGCCGAAGAAAAACAAAUGACUUUGGCAUGGCAGAAGAAUUUGCUUCCAAGGCUCUCGAAUUGAAACCAAAGUCCUAUGAAGCCUUUUAUGCCAGGGCAAGAGCGAAGAGAAAUAGCAGGCAGUUUGCCGCGGCUCUGGCUGACCUCCGGGAAGCUGUGAAGCUCUGUCCCACCAAUCAGGAAAUCAGGAGGCUGGUGGCCCGCGUGGAGGAGGAAUACAAGCAGCUCCAGAGGAGCCAGCAGCAGAAACAGCAGUGCCCAGCACCAGCCCCACCCAAUGACUCCGACAACGAGGAGGACGCUCCGACCCCUGGGUUAAACGACCACUUCCAUCUUGAGGAGGCUGGGGAAGAAGAAACUUCCUCCCAGGAAGAGUCUGUUUCCCCACCGCCCAGGUCUCAGCCAUCCUCCUGUGUCCCCUCUCCGUAUAUCCGAAACCUUCAAGAAGGGUUACAGUCCAAAGUCAGGCCGGUGUCCCCGCAGCACAGGCCAGGCAUCGGUAAGGCCCCGAGGGAAGCUGUAGCUCCGCCCGGGCUGGUCCUGCAGCCCACCCGGCAGGCACAGAUCGUGAAGACCAACCAACAUCUGGGUGCUGGACAGGCCGGCGUGAGAAACGGCAGCACAAAAAUGCAGGUCGCUGCUCAGAAUCCUCCCCCGAGCCCUAUGCCAGGUGGGAUCCCUGCAGCUCCCGGUGGUGGCAGAACCCAGCGUUUGGAGGGCACGGGCACUUUGACUGUGGGCGCCGGGUCUGGCCAUUUUGGAGAGAGGCUGGGCCCCAGCCACGGUGUCCAGCUGCAGCACAGCGAGGGCGGUGCUGCCUACCCCUUACCGAGCAAGGUAAAGACUGCAGAGAGGCUUCUGUCUCACGCCUCCGUAGCCGUGGAUGUAGCCCCUCUCAACCAGGGCGGGCCGGUGAGCUGCAGUGACGGGCGACACCCGGCUUCCCUCACCAGCUCAGGCUCUUCUGGUUCUCCGUCUGGCAGCAUAAAGAUGUCAAGUUCAACCAGUAGUUUGACUUCAAGCAGCAGUUUCUCAGAUGGCUUCAAAGUCCAAGGACCGGAUGCUCGCAUUAAAGACAAGGUUGUUAGCCAGGGUCAAAGUGGGACAGCCGAGCACAGACCACGCAGUACUCCGUUCAUGGGCAUCAUGGAUAAGACUGCAAGGUUCCAGCAGCAGAACAAUCCUCCAAACCGUACCUGGCACUGUCAGGUGCCGGAGGGGCUACUGCUGAACACGUCCUCUGCAGCCGGCUUGCAAUCCUUGAACUCUGAGAAGCCCUCUCUCAAACAAGCAGGAGGAUAUAGUAGCCAAGCCAAAACCUGUGCUGUUUCUACCCUGGGUGGAAGUGUCCAUAAUGGGUCACAGGUGAAGGAGCUAGAAGAAAAGAAAUGCCAAAUUCCGGUCCACUGUCAAGAUAGCAGGAUCACUAAGACUGUUUCUCAUCUGUAUCAGGAAAGUAUCUCCAAACAGCAGCCUCAUGUCAGUAAUGAAGCUCACAGGAGUCACCUCCCUUCAGCAAAACCAAAGCGAUCAUUCAUAGAGUCAAAUGUGUGAGCCUUAAGAGAGACACAUAUGUGGGAUUGGGGAAACCGUGUGCCACCUCCUGGUGGUGAUUCAGAGGUUUUUCGUGAGAAAAAUUACCUUGUAGCCAUGUAUUUUUUUUUCUUUAUUCCUUGGGGGUGGGUCAGAUGCCACUGAUAUAUAUAAAAUAUGGGAUAAAAUUUCUUUGAUAAAUAGCUAGGAGUCACCAUAAAUAAGAAUGCUAACCAGAAUGAAAAUUUAUAAUUAGUUAUGCCUAUUAAGUUAAAAAAUUUAAGACCACCAAGAAGACACUAACUCAUGGUUUUCUCUUAUGAAAUUGUUUGGUUUUUACCACUUUUUUCCUAGAGUUUGCUAUGUGGUAAAAUCAUAAUAUUUCUUAGAGAAUGUAAAUGUCUAAGUGAUAGGUUUAACUUAUGACCAAUAUCCAGAUGAUGUAUUCUGGAAAAGAUGGAAUCUUCAAGUUUCCGUUCCAUUGAGUCAAAUCCCAGUUUUUACAUAUAAACAUAUAAAAAUUUCUGGCUGAACAUGUGUGACUAUAAAUGUUAUACAGCUGAUUCUUUUCAUUUUUUUUUUAAGCAAAAUACAAGAAUAUCCAAGUAUUGUUACCUUCAUAGUAGUUCUCUUUUAUUUCCAUGUUAGGGUUCUCACUAAAAACAUUUUUAUAGCACCUUUUUGGAAUUAUAUUCCCACUUCAAGGUGUUUAUAAUAUUUGGAAAUAGUAUAAAGCCAUUUGGAAGCAGGAUUGGUGGUCAAGUUGGAUUUGGACUAAACUAAGGAUACAGCUUUCUUUACGAUAUGUAAAUUCGCUCUCAGCUGGUUCCCAAAUUGCUUUUAACAAUGAUACCAUUCCUGGAACAAGCCCUCCAGGGUCCUUUAAGGACAGUAUUUAAUUUGGAUAGUUAAGAUAUGGUUAGUUGUUGCUUUUGUUUCAUUAUACAAUCAUUACUUUAUAGUCACAUGUUGUACAUAUUAAAUAGCCAAGUUGUAUUCUGACUUGUAAAUAUAACUAUUUCAAGUAGUUAAUCAUAAAAAAACCUCAUAUAUUUGCAUGUUCUUUGUAAGCUUCAUUCAUGCUGGUUGUUGCACUGAACGAUAUAUUACUAUGGCAUGUUAACAGUAUACCAGUAACAGCACUUUAUCUCAUUUAUAUGAACACCUUUGAGGUGCUACUUAAGUCCUAACUGAUGUAUUAUUCAUUUGUAAAGAUAAGGUACAGCAAUGAGCCUUGGUUUAAAGGUAUUUUUAUAUGAAAAUGGUGUGCUAUUGGAAGAUGUUAAAAUGCUAGUUUGAGAGAGGUAGGGAGAAUAGUUGUUUUAUAUGGCGGGAUGUGAAAUUUAUUUUCUAGAAUUGGGGAGAAGGAAGUUCUAUAUUUACAGAAAGUUUUAAAAAUGAAUCGUUGUAACGACGUUCCUCUGAGCAUCAUUAUGGUUUUGUACGAACAGGAAAUCUGGUGUCAUUCUUCAACAUUUGUGCCUGAGUGUGAACGGUGUACUUUGUACAGCUUUAUCAUUUUUCUAGGCUUUCCCUGAGUUCUGCUAGAAGUACUUUGGCUUAUUUAUUGUUUGUUGUUUUAAUAUUUGUGAAAGUCUUACUCUUGUUAUGUAGUUUUGUUUCUGCACAACUACUGUACUUUUCCAUAUGGAAUAAAGAGUAUUAAUAGAA